AUGACAAUAUAUGGGGUUAUUGAAAUGAGAAGAGUAGGUGCGUCCCCUCAUAGUAUACAGUUAAAAGAGAAGGAAAUAAUGGACACAUUUUUACAAGAACCAGAGGGGUCAUCACAAAUUAUCCAAAGUCCUGAUUUGUCUGCUUCUUCAACUUUACCCAAAUUUGAAUUGGCACCACCUUCCCAACAACAAUCAAUCCAAUUUCCAUUACUACCAUCACAACCAUUGGUAGGAUUUUCUCAUCCUCCACCAAUCCAUAUUGGUCAACAAGCAAUAUACCUGCCUUCACAACAACAACAACAACAACCAAUUCAGUCACAACAACCAUUUUCACAAUUACAAAAUAUAUCAAUGUUGGUUGCAAAUUCCUUGGCCGAGCAUACUAGAAUGGGAACCUUUGAUCAUUUGAUCGAGGAGGAGACUGAUGAAGAUGACGAUAGUAGUGAUCAAGAGCAAGAGCAAGAGCAAUCCUCUAACAAGACAUUGAUUGGAAAGAGAAAAGAUAUGGAAGAGUCUUCAUCCACUUCUACUACUUCUACUACUACCACCAAUAACAACAACAACAAAACAAAAACAACAAAAACAAAAACAACAAUGGAAUCUGGUAAAUCAUAUAGAAUCAAUCUUGAUACACUUGUGGUUGACCCAGAUGGAGCAAUAUUGGUUUCACCAAAAAAGAGAAAAGAGAUUGGUGAAGCUCUAUUUCAAGAUCCAAUUCCAUACCCUCUUCCAAAUAUAAAGGUGAUUCAAGACAAAAAGAUUGUCAAUAGAAAGAAUGAAUACUUUGUAUUGUUGGAAGGAUCUGUCAACUACAUUUGGUUGCCAUCCGAUCAAGUACCAAAGAAGCUUCAAGCCGAUUACAACAAGUGGAUUAAAAAGAGUAAACAAGAGUUCAAGGUACCAUACGAUACCAAGACUCUACUAUCCAACAACAACAACAACAAGACUAGUGCAAAGAAUACUGGUAAAAAGAAGAAACAACAAGAGGAGGAUGAUGAAUAUGAAGAGGAAGAAGAGGAGGAAGAAGAUGACGAUGAUGAAGAUUAUAAAGAAGAAGAGGAUCAUGAUGAAAUAGAAGUGAGUGGAGAAGAAGAGAAAAGUCGUCGUAAAUCAACAAAAAGAAAGACUUCUUCCAAAAAGAAAUCAGCAAAAACAACACCAAAAAAGGUAAAGAAAACAACUACAACAACCAGCACCAAAAAGAAAUCAACAACACCAAGAAAGAAAAAGACUGAUCAACUACACACUGGCACUAGCUCCAAUCCCACUUCUUCACCCAACUCUUCAAUGGAUGCUCCAAUGACUCAAUCAUACAAUCCUCAUCAAGCCUCAAUUAUUCAAACUACCAACCACCCACCAUCCUCUGAACCAUCAUCCAUUGUUAAAAGGGGUACAGGAGUUUCUUCAUCUGAUUACUCUACUGGUGGAGGAGGAGGAGGAGCACCUCUCCGUUCUAUUGUCGGAUCUUCUACUUCUACUUCUUCCACUUCUUCCACCAAACCAGGUGUCACAAGAAGGUCAACAGCAGCAAAGAAAACCCAAAUCAAAUCCAUAAACAAUCACCAACCAACCACAAUAGAGACAAGAAUAGAUAAACAAAACAAAUGA
Messenger RNA from Cavenderia fasciculata, 1608 nucleotides. RefSeq lists its product as uncharacterized. The transcript is spliced from 3 exons. The record is from RefSeq and is a predicted model, not a curated record. NCBI's taxonomy places the organism in Eukaryota, Evosea, Eumycetozoa, Acytosteliales, Cavenderiaceae. Bases 1 to 1608 code for a protein of 535 amino acids.